Messenger RNA from Acanthosepion pharaonis, 828 nucleotides. The record is from the annotation of a GenBank genome assembly. NCBI's taxonomy places the organism in Eukaryota, Metazoa, Mollusca, Cephalopoda, Sepiida, Sepiidae.
AUGUUACUUCGAUUUCUCUCUCUCUCUCUCUCUCUCUCUCUCUCUCUCUCUCACUCACUCUCGACACUAUCUCUGAUUUUUCCAUUAUUCUCUGUUACUUUCAAUUUUCCUCAUCAAUCGGUCAAAUAUUCUCUCUCAAUCUCUCUAUCUCCCUCCCCACCUCGCUCUCCCACUCUCUCUCUCUCUCUCUCCAUCCUCUCCCUCUUACCCCCUUCUCUCUCCAUCUUCUCCCUUCCCUCUCCAUCUUCUCCCUCUUCUUCCUUUCUCUCUCUAUCUUCUCCCUCUUUCUCCCUUAUCUCUCCAUCUUCUCCCACUUUCUUCCUUCUCUCUCCAUCUUCUCCCUCUUUCUCCCUUAUCUCUCCAUCUUCUCCCUCUUUCUCCCUUCCCUCUCCAUCUUCUCCCUCUUUCUCCCUUCUCUAUCCAUCUUCUCCCUCUUUCUCCCUUCACUCUUCUUCUUAUCCCUCUUUCUCCUUUCUCUCUCCAUUUUCUCCCUCUUUCUCCCUUCUUUCUCCAUCAUCUCCCUCUUCUUCCCUCCUCUCUCCAUCUACUCCCUCUUUCUCCCUUCUCUCCAUCUUCUCCCUGUUUUCCCUUCUCUCUCCAUCUUCUCCAUUUUUCCUUUCUCUCUCCAUCAUCUCCCUCUUUCCCCCUUCUCUCUCCAUCUUCUCCCUUUUCCUCCUUUUUCUCUCCAUCCUCUUCCUCCCUUCUCUCUCCAUCUUCACCCUCUUCUUCCCUUCUCUCUCCCUCUUUCUCCCUUCUCUAUCCCUCUUCCUCCCUUGUCUCUCCAUCUUCUCUCUCCCUCCAAUCCCUUUGUCUCUCUUUAGUCGCUAA